Saccostrea echinata is the source of this 2205-nucleotide messenger RNA. RefSeq names its product centrosomal protein of 63 kDa-like. The record is from RefSeq and is a predicted model, not a curated record. Lineage: Eukaryota; Metazoa; Mollusca; Bivalvia; Ostreida; Ostreidae. The transcript is spliced from 15 exons. The coding region runs from base 1 to 2112 and encodes 703 amino acids.
AUGCUCACAAAAGAGAAGACACUGCAAAUGUCCAAAGAAAAAGUCAAAGUAGAACAGCAACAGCGGGAAUGGGAAUCAGCUUUGUCAAGUAAAGACAGAGAAAUAGAAAACCUCAAAAAGCAACUUGAUAGGACCAAUGAAGAAUUGAAAAAAAUAAAGCAGGAGAGAAAAAAUGAACAAAUGUUUACAAAAGAGAAGACUCUGGAAAUAUCAAGAGAAAAAGUCAAAGUAGAACAGCAACAGCGAGAAUGGGAAUCAGCUUUGUCAAGUAAAGACAGAGAAAUAGAAAACCUCACAAAGCAACUUGAUAGAGCCAACGAACAAUUGAAAAGAAUAAAGCAGGAGAUAAAUAAUGAACAAAUGCUCACAAAAGAGAAGACACUGGAAAUGUCCAAAGAAAAAGUCAAAGUAGAACAGCAGCAGCGGGAAUGGGAAUCAGCUUUGUCAAGUAAAGACAGAGAAAUAGCAAACCUCACAAAGCAACUUGAUAGGAUUAAUGAACGGGAAGUAAAAAAUACCGCAGCGAAGGAAAACAAGGAACAACUACAAAGCAUUAUAGAAAGACUUGAAAAAGAGAAUUCCUCUCUUUGUAUGCAGUUAGAAAAAUUAAAUGACAGGCUUAUAGAAACAGAGGAAAAUCUUGAACACCACAAAGAAGAGAAAAUUAGCACGGAAGAGCAGUACUGGUUUAUAGAAAACAAAAUUAAAGAGAAAGAUACAUUAAUUGCAACAUUAGAGGAACGUCUUAAAAGAUCAGAGGCAAAGCUUGAAACUCUUAUGGUAGCCUUAGAAGAAGAAAGAAACAAAGUAUUACUUACAGAAGAUAAAAGGAAGAAAGACGAUAAUGUCAUUACUUCUUUACAAUCACGACUGGAAGAGUUAAGAACUGGAUAUAAUACAAUAAAGACGGAAAAGGAGAACACAGAGAAAAGAUGUCUUGAUUUGAGCAGAGAUAUAAAGAGUAAAGAAAAAGAAAUCGACAAUUUUAAGCAACAACUAGACAGGUUUGAUGAACUGACAAAAGAGUGUAAAGAUCUGCGAAGAGACAAGCAGAAUAUGGAUAAUAAAGUCCUCAGAAUGUCCAAACACAUUCAAGAGAAGGAAAAAGAAGCAGAGUGUUUGGCUGAAAAACUUGCGAGAUCAGAGGAAAAAGUUGUCCUUCUGUCAAACGAAAUCCAGAAUCUUCAACAAACAAAAAAGCGUGGAAAUGAGGAGAGUAUGCAGAAACUUCAGAGAGAAAACACCUCUCUUAAAACAGAAUUGGAUCGAAUUACUACCAAGGCUCAUGAACAAAUUUCCGUCCUAAAUAAAGAAAUAAAAAAUCUGCAGAAACCAAAGGGAUUGGAUUCUGAUGAAGGUAUGAAGAAACUUCAUCGAGAAAAUACUAAUCUGAAAUCUGACUUGGAACGAGUAUCUUCAAGCUUGGAUCAACUAAGAAGAGAUUAUACGGAAGUUAAACGAGAAAAGGACCAUGCUUUAAACAGGUUAAGUUCAGUGGCUGGAGAAAAACUGAGAGACAACAACCCUGGCAUAGCUGAUUUAAGUGACGAAAACAGACCAAUUAAUCUCGGUGAGAAAUUCAGUCAACUUUAUGAUGAUCAAUGGACCGACGCUAUGGAAAACCUAGAAGAAAAUUUAAGAUUCGGUGAAACGGAGGGCAUUCAGUGUCUUCUUAGCAUAUUAAAGAGAAUUUUCGACGAGUGUAUCAGAAUUUCGGACGAUCAGUUUGCUCAGUUAAAAGAGAUUACUGGUACCACGAAUUUACCUAGCGAUCAGUUAAAGAAGUUGAAGGACCUACGCAAAUCUACAGCCCUACAAUCGGUUAAAAAUGUCAAACAACGUGUGAACACGGUUAUGGCGAGUGUCUUCAGUAAGGAGAAGGACGCUUGUCAGUCUUACAUUGAUCGGUGUACAGAGCUGUGUUGGUUGAUGAGCGUACAAGAUCCACCGGUUGUGAUUGACUUUACUGCUGUCCGUGGACAGGUAGUUGACGAUAAAAUGCUCCGGAAGUUCACAAAGACCGGAUCUAAGAUCGACUUCCUGGUCUGGCCAAUGAUACGUCUACACAAAAAUGGACCACUAUUACAAAAAGGGGUCGUGCAGCCUCUUUAAAUUUCGUUCUGUUUCGUAAAGUGUACAUCGAGUGAUUUCUUGAAUGACCAUGCAUGUUUGAAGCAUAGUGAUAUUGUAGGAAGUCUUAAAAUG